This is a messenger RNA of Fusarium redolens, 2029 nucleotides long. RefSeq lists its product as uncharacterized. The record is from RefSeq and is a predicted model, not a curated record. Lineage: Eukaryota; Fungi; Ascomycota; Sordariomycetes; Hypocreales; Nectriaceae. Bases 215 to 1804 code for a protein of 529 amino acids. The transcript has 3 exons.
AUUGUUUCCCUAAUUCGGACGCCAAUCAGCGGAAGGUGCCGACAUCCAUUUCAUCUGCCAUUUUUCAUGCCGAUACUUGGCACGAUCUACGUUCUACGUACGGACAGGAACUUGCUUGCAAUCCCCACCUAGGCAGAUACCAGUGGUUCAGCUUCCAUCUGAGUGGUACCAGGACCUUAGUAAACUUCUUCCCAGCAAACAGCCUUGCAACCGCAUGCCUGGGUCAAUGUUGUCCCCGUCCAAAGGUGCCGCCUUGUACAUGAAUGGGGUACAUUACAACGGAACGAUGCCGACGGGGCCACAGGCGGGUAAGGGGUUUGUUUUUGUGACUGCGGACGCCCAUGGUCAGCCGGCUGCUGGAGACCGUAAGCUCAUACGGAGUCAUGUCAUGCGGGGGAAGAAUACUCGUACACGAACUCCUCCUGAUCGAUUGAAGGGCCGUGUCCCUGCUACCGCUGUAGAAAGCCAACGGUCGCAGCAUGCUGCAGGAGGCAAUGAUUCAUCCGAAGAGUCCCACGGAGCUCGGACACGACAUGAGUUGCUCAACUCUGACGUGGAUGCUCUGGCCCGAAUCAGACAUCCAGGCAUGGUCCCCCGUGCCGCCAACGUCUUCACUUUCAUCAAGUUCCCUGAAGACAUCGAUAGUAGUUCGCGCAGCUUGCUAUGCACAUACUUUUCGUACUUGAAAGAUACAAUGUACCCGAUUGGGAGGUACUCCCGCUCUGACGCUACCAAUCCAUACUGGUUUCACUGGACCCAGCUCGACUUGGCCUACCUACACUCCAUCCUUUAUACGACGUCUUUUUUUUACGAUAGUUUGAAAGGUCAGAAGAGUAAGAGAACGGAAUUCCACUCAUAUAGGACGAUUCACGAGCUCAAUAAGCAACUGGCUGAUCCGACAACUGCACUGACCGACUCGACAAUCACUGUCGUCAUGGGGAUGGCCUUGAUCGCGGAGUGCUUUGGAGACGUAGAGUCCGCACACAUGCACGUCAUGGGUCUCAAGCAAAUUGUUGGCCUGCGCGGUGGCAUAGAAUCGUUUGCAAAUAAGCCUCAGCUUCAAGCCAAACUUUACCGAACUGGUUUAGUCUACAGCAUCUGUACCGGCGCGAAUCCAGUCUUUCACCAAGAUAAUACAUCUUUCGAGUCAGCUUUCGACAGUUCACCUGAACUCACCCGGCUCAAGCCAUCGGACGCGUCCUGCUUCUCCCGCUCGCGCUGUGUGGUACAAGCUUUAGGAAGGAGGCUCUACAGCAUCUUCAAGGAUGUCCAGGGCCUCUCACAGCUCAUCAAUGAUAGCCACAAUUCCGGUCAAAAGAUACGGGAGAUGUCUCUCGAGGAGCUCAUGACAUCGAUUCAAUCCCGGCUGCUUCUGCUCGAAUUUAAUGAUAACAAUGUUCUCCCAGAGCUUCUCCGGUUGUCACUUCUCGCUUUCUUGACAACCGUCUUCUGGAGUUUCCCUGGUGUCAAAUUCGAGUACCCGCAUCUGGCCAACCAACUCCGACAAGCUUGUCUGGCCUUCACGCCCACCACGGCUGGAGAGAGCUAUCUCUUCGCCUGGGCCUUGAUGGUGGGGGCGACGUCUGUGUUCCACGACCCUGAUCAGACCUGGCUUCCUCAAAGACUGCGCCCUCUGAUUCGAGACAACCUAGGGAGGACGUGGUUCGAAGUACAGAAUAAUCUGAGGCGAGUCAUGUGGAUCGAUAGUAUUCAUGGCGGCCCCGGGAUAGAGGUCUUCAACCAGUGUUUUGGGGAAACUGGGGACGGGAGUAUCACUGUUCGAAGCAACUCUCUAUAUUGCUGACAGCCAGAGGUGGGACACAAUACCCCUGCGGCGCCAACGCGUUCGACACCAGCGGAACUCAUACCUAUGUUAUGGAUUGCAACCGAGAUGCCUCUGGACGGUUCGUUGCCGUAUGACGGGCUCAACUAAGAGCCCAAUGCUCGUGUUAGACCGCAUAGGAAAUUUAUUUCUGCCGGUUUAUGAAUUUUCCAUUCUCCUAUCAUAUGAUUCUAACUGCUAGACACC